AGGUAGGUAGAUGGUGAGAGAAGUGCAGGUACUCUUGGCAUUAUUACAUCUUCACAUGUCACAGAGUGGACCCUGCAACUUCCUUAUCGUAGCUUUAUCGCUUUAUCGCGGUCGCAAUCCACAAAUUUUUCUGAGAGGUGGUUGGCGGCCGCAAGAACAUCCGACACACGUUCGCAUCCGCCGCAGCGGCAAGAACAACCACCGCAACAGUUGCUCUUCAGCAGCAUUUGCUCGCUCGCUCACUCAGCGGAGAUAGGCCCUCUCUCUUCAUCAUCUCAAACGGCUUUCCCGGGCCAUGUCGAAGAGCUCCAAACAAUAUAAAAAUAAUACAAUUACAUCUUUGGCAUCCUCCGGGCCCCCAGCCUGGCUAUUCACCAACAACUCAACCUCGACUCCCUCGACCCAGCCAGCUGUGACCCCAGACACCAUGGCUAAGAAGGAGAAGAAGGCCCAAAAGGCUGCAAAGCAGCAAUCCGAGCCUGUUGCAGCACCCGCAGCCCUCCCGUCAUCCGCCGCCGAGAAGCCCUCUGCCCAAUUGAUGGAUCUUGUCGAGUCUUUCCUUUCUGAUCAAGGUUUCGACGAUGCUCACCGUGCGUUCCGAAAACAUCGAGCCACCAAGGCUUGGAAAGGCCAUGGCGCCGGAUUACCGGGUAACAAGGAGCACUCUUUGGUUAGUAUCUAUCAGACCUGGGAGACCCUCCCCAACGCCACGCCCCAGACCGCCAGUGUUAGCAACAGCAACAAUGAAUCUUCCGAAUCCUCCAGCGACGACUCUAGCAGCGACGAGUCCUCUGACGACGACGACGAUGUUGCAAUGGCCGACGCCCCUGCCGCCGAGUUAUCCUCCGAUUCCUCUAGCAGCGAUAGCGACAGUGACAGUUCUAGCGAUAGCGAGAGUGAGAGCGACAGUGAAGAGGGAGAACCAACGGCCGUGACACUAUCUGCAUCUAAAAUCGCCCCCGGCACCAAGAACCUGAAGCGCAAGAUCGAGUCAGAUAGCGAAAGCUCAUCUUCUGAGUCAGACUCUGAUUCUGAUUCCGACUCCGACUCUGAUGAAGACAUGACUGGUUCGAAGGAGAAGAGUGUGAAAAUUAAGAAGCCGCAAUCCAAGAAACUCAAGACUGGGGACAGCUCAGAUGAGAGCUCCUCGUCGGAAUCUAGCUCUGAUUCCGAUUCCGACUCAGAGGUUGAAGGGGGCAAAUUAAAGAAUGUCCAAUCCGAUAGUGCCAGUUCUUCUGAAUCUGACUCCGACGAUUCUUCAUCCAGCUCAGAAUCUGAAUCUGACUCUGAAGACGAAGUAGAAACAGCCGCAAAGGUUGCGCUACCUGAGUCCGACUCCGACUCCGACUCCUCCAGUGACUCAGAUUCUGAAUCAGAGCAGCAAGAACAGAAAAUCAAGGCAGAGCCCAAGACUACGAAUGGUGCAGCUUCAGACAGUUCAGCUACGCUAGAAAAGGCUUCUCCAGAAUUUGCCCCUCUUCCCCCUGACCCCGCUACUUACAAGGCGAACAACAGGGGCAAAAAUGGGGCAAAUCCGAAGAAGACACAGAAUGUACCCUUCUCGCGCAUCUCCAAGAAUGUUGUCGUAGAUCCUCGUCUCUCAUCGAAUGCUUAUGUUUCUCACGGAUAUGGUGAGCAAGCUCACCGAGACCUGAUUGUGACAAAGGGCAAGGGCUUCACCAAGGAGAAGAAUAAAAAGAAGCGUGGGGCCUACAAGGGUGGCCCUCUAGAUGUUCAUACAAGCCGAAGCUUCAAGUUCGACGAUUAGAAAUGCGAGCACCCCAGCUCCGACGAUUAUGACCUUGAGAAUCUUGAGUCAGUAGAUAAUAAUCCUCAUGUCGGGUAUGCCUCCCUUGACACACCAACGGCCCCACGGAAACGAAGAUACAGCAGCUUCCCAUUUGCCGCCAGGGCGAGAAAUGGAUUCAAAAAGCGAGGACCAUCCAAACUUCGACGGGUUCUAUAGUGAGCAACAAGUAAUUCGAAGUAUGGUCGCCCAUAUUAGCUGAUGAUUGGUUUUAUGGAGGCAAUUGGUCGAUAGAUCUUAUUGCCUUCCACAUCGUGGGGCUUGCAGAUGCCGCAUGAGACAGUGGUGGCCAGAAUAGACCUUAGACAGUCUUGCGUUGGGGACAGUAUUACAAGGUUCAGUAUUAGAGAUUGACAGCUUGUAUAUAUUAAAGAGUCAAUGCAAAAUUAAUCGUUACUUUGGCACACGCUGGUCUAUAUGUUCCUGCUUUGUGAGUCCAGUCCAAGUGUUAUCUUACAUCGUACCGAUAAUAUUCCUUAGAUUGCCUGGGUCCAGACUGGGUCCCAGAGACAUGGAGACCUACUGCACACGGAGCUCGAUGAUAUUAGUUGAUAAUAUGCCCUGAUAAGAAAUCCUCGUGGCAUCGGUGAAAAUGCUUUAUUACAUGCGUCCAGG
Xylaria bambusicola is the source of this 2422-nucleotide messenger RNA. RefSeq lists its product as uncharacterized. The transcript has a single exon. Lineage: Eukaryota; Fungi; Ascomycota; Sordariomycetes; Xylariales; Xylariaceae. The record is from RefSeq and is a predicted model, not a curated record. The coding region runs from base 296 to 1768 and encodes 490 amino acids. Gene Ontology annotation, cellular component: nucleoplasm; nucleolus.